AUGCUGGAGACCUGGGUUCAUUUCCUGGUUCACAAAGCCUGGAGAAGUGACUUUCACUUGCUCACUCACCUCCAGGGUAAAAAGGACCGAAGAAGAGGCAGCGUGGGGAGUCGUGGCUGGGAGCCGUGGAGGAAAGCGGUUCUGCCUUUGCGUCAAAUGCUCAAAUGCGGCACUCUGAAAGGCACUGCUGUGAUUCAGCUACCCAGCUUGCACUUGAAGCCAAAUGAAAUGCAAACUUGCCUUUCAAUAGCAAACCUCACUGAGGAAACGCCAGUUAGCGAUGGUGAGAAGUUUCAGCUACUGUAUUUUCACAUAUUCAGUUUUACCACUGAAAGUCCGUGA
Rangifer tarandus platyrhynchus (Svalbard reindeer) is the source of this 342-nucleotide messenger RNA. Lineage: Eukaryota; Metazoa; Chordata; Mammalia; Artiodactyla; Cervidae. The record is from the annotation of a GenBank genome assembly.